CUUAACCACUGCGCCACCAGGGAAGCCCCCUAAUUUACUGUUGUCAUUGGUUUCUGCCAUGUCUAAAUUGAUUUGGGCAUUGUCAGACUGGGAGUAAUGCCAGACCAUCUCUCUGCCAUCCUCCCUGGAAAUCUUCCAUUAAAAAGUCUAAAUUAGGAGUCGAACGCAAGGGUACAGUGAACCCUAAUCUGCAGAAUCAGCUAAGUGCAGGGUUUUAUUUUAGCUGUACAGUCUAGAUAAUCAGUUUUUCAAAGAAUUCAAACAGUAUAAAAUACAUUUUACAUACCAUAUGGUAAGUAUCAUUUAAGCUUUAUUUUAUAAUUCAGAAAGGCUUCAUGGUCUUAAAGUGCCUUGGAGUUAUCAUGCAUAUUAAUUAUUAUCUCAUAGCACGUGGUACUGUAUAGGGAAAAGGCAACGUGCUGCUAUUUCCCGUUGCAGAAUGUCCUCAGAUUUCUCUUGUCCUAGUCCUGGUUAGGAGUGCUUGCAUCCAGACUUCACAACCUUGCACUUGGACUAAAGUUGUCUCCAGCCCUUCCUGGAUCUCCCUGACAUCACAACUUCUCUGCCUCCUCCUAAACUCUACAUAGCAGUGGGACUCACCUCUGUGAAAAUGGCUUUCCAUGAGUCCCUCCCACGCUUGAAAGCCUACAGUGACAGCAGCUUCUUAUUCUGGAAGGUAUCAAGCCCCGCUUUCCCCUCGGCCCAUCACAUUCAGUUCCCAUCUAGCUCAUCCACCCUUACUUCCCCUGCUCAGGAAUAACUGUGCCUGCACCCGUGGGGCCAAGCCUCUCACCAGGCCCUUAUUGCAGAAAGACUAAAGUCAGGGAGAGCAAGUAAGGUCCUGACUUUAGUCGAAGUGUAAGGUUCUGACAUCCCAGAUGCAAGUGCACCUCCUAGAUACCAUAUUAACGGCACACAGAAGGCAUAACACGGAAGGAAGACCGAUAACAAAACGCCUUAAAACCAGAUGCUCAGCAAAACCCCCAAGGCCAUGGCAAAGAACGGGAACCAUAAAGCCAUUUACAGACUGAAGAGACAUUCUCACUUCAGUCUCCAGACUGUAUGCAGCAUUAUAAGGUUUAAAAGCUGGUUGAUGGGAGACGGGAGACCUAGCAGCAACUGGAGCAGCAUGGCCAAGCCCUGUGGGGUGCGCCUGAGCGGGGAAGCCCGCAAACAGGUGCAUGUCUUCAGGCAAAAUCUUUUCCAGGAGGCUGAGGAAUUCCUCUACAGAGUCUUACCUCAGAAAAUCAUUUACCUGAAUCAGCUCUUGCAAGAGGACUCCCUCAACGUGACUGACAUGACUUCUCUCCGGGCCCCGCUGGACAUCUGGACACCCAUCCCAGACCCUCCACCCAAGGAUGAUGAGAUGGAAACGGAUAAGCAAGGGAAGAAAGAAGUCCCUAAGUGCGGCUUUCUCCCUGGGAAUGAGAAGGUCCUGGCCUUGCUUGCCCUGGUUAAGCCAGAAGUCUGGACUCUCAAAGGAAAGUGCAUUCUGGUGAUCACAUGGAUCCAGCACCUCAUCCCCAAAAUUGAGGAUGGAAAUGACUUUGGGGUGGCAAUCCAGGAAAAGGUGCUGGAGAGGGUAAAUGCAGUCAAGACCAAAGUGGAAGGCUUCCAGACAACCACUGCCAAGUACUUCUCAGAACGUGGGGAUGCUGGGGCCAAGGCCUCUAAGGAGACCCACGUAAUGGAUUACCGGGCCCUGGUGCACGAGCGAGACGAGGCAGCCUAUGGAGAGCUCAGGGCCAUGGUGCCGGACCUCAGGGCCUUCUAUGCUGAGCUUUACCAUAUUAUAAGCAGCAGCCUGGAGAAAACUGUCAACCCAAAGGGUGAAGAGAAGCCAUCUAUGUACUGAGCCCAGGGUUAGAAGGGAAAUAAAUGACCUAGACUUUGUGUGGAUUAAAAAAAAAAAAAAAAGCUGGUUGAUGGGGACUUCCCUGGUGGCUCAGUGGUUAAGAAUCCACCUGCCAAUACAGGGGACACGGGUUCGAUCCCUGGUCUAGGAAGAUCUCACAUGCCACGGAGCAACUAAGCCCGUGUGCCACAACUACUGAGCCUGCGUGCUGCAACUACUGAAGCCCGUGUGCCCAGAGCCCGUGCUCCGCAACAAGAGAAGCCACCGCAAUGAGAAGCCCGCGCACCACAACGAAGAGUAGCCCCCGCUCACCGCAACUAGAGAAGGCCUGCGCGCAGCAAUGAAGACCCAAAGCAGCCAAAAAUAAAUAAAUUUAAAAAACCAAAAAGCUGGUUGGUGGUAGGAGACAAAGCAGCAUUCCACUGUUGAUACAAUUUAUAAGUCCUUAUUCAUUUCAGCUUAUGGAAUGAAUUAUCUGGUCCCUGUAUAUGAAUUACCGUAAGAACUGUUUUUAUGGAAAAAAGAAUCAAAAAGGUUAAAGUGAAGAACUGCUGCAUAUUAACUAACUGAAUACUUACUAAACACAAUUUCACAUAAGGAAAAUAGAAGAAAUUACUUCCUCCGACUGCAGACAUCUUCACAAAUAGGCAAAAUCACUAAAAACUCCCUUCCUGCCUUUGCUCUUGCUAUUCAGUGGAGCCACUUCCGUGGAGCCAUCUCUUUAUGGACCCCAUUUUUGUGGACAGACCUUGGGUAGAACUCUUGUUCUGUUUUAUGCAUUAUUAAUAAAAGUGCCCAGCAAACUCCAAGACCCAAACUAAAACCAGAGAGCUACUUUCAUUUUCCUUGGAUUGGCUUGAAUUUGCACAUGCAGCUACUGAGCAACGAUCCUGUCUCAAUUUGUACAUCAAGAAUACGGAGACACCUGAAGAACAAAGGAAAGUUUAAAAAAAGUCACUGUCACUGAGCUACCAGGUAUUGAGCCAUAUCCAUGAGAACACUAUGAGCUCAACAUGGUUUGACAGUCAACACCCCAAACGGGAAGACAACUGACUCGGAGAAGAGACUUCCAAGGAGCGCAGUAGGGUUAGCUCUCCAGGUGAUUAUAAUACCUUUAAUUAUCCAUAAGAAACCAAGCUCAGAGGCCUUGAGAGUAGGUCUUUAGGAAGCAUCUUAGGAAGCCAAUACCAUUUCACAGGAUGGCCUCAAUCUGGAUUUGGGAAGAACCAAACCAAAGGACCCCAUGGAAGCUAGGCUGGUCCUUCUCAAAAGAAUUUGGCUUCAUUUUUAAAGGGACCUGGAGUCCAUACCCACUGGGUGAGUAUCCCUGGGCAUGCUGGGACUCCGCAAAUUAAAACAUAAAUCUCUCAGAGAUCUCUCUAAACCUGCCAGUCACCUUAACAUACUUCAAAGGGAUUGGCCAGAACCUUGGAAUACAGCAAAUCAAAGUCUAACUUUAGGGCUUCCCUGAUGGCGCAGUGGUUGCGCGUCCGCCUGCCGAUGCAGGGGAACCGGGUUCGCGCCCCGGUCUGGGAGGAUCCCACGUGCCGCGGAGCGGCUGGGCCCGUGAGCCAUGGCCGUUGAGGCUGCGCGUCCGGAGCCUGCGCUCCGCAACGGGAGAGGCCGCAACAGAGGGAGGCCCGCGUACCACAAAAAAAAUAAAUUUAAAAAAUAAAUAAAUAAUAAAUAAAUUAAAAAAAAAAAAAGUCUAACUUUAGUUCAUUUGGUUCCAAAAUAAUGAGCAGAGAAUUAGUGAAACUUGCCCCCUUUUUUUGGGGGGGAGGGGUUGCCUGCAGUGGAAAGGGAGAUGGGAAUUCACAUAAAAAUUUUGAAAUGUACAUUCUAAAGUAAAGUUGAUCAACUCAAGUCAUUAACAACCAACCUAGUGAAUAUGGGAUGAAUGAGGAGAAUGACAAACCAGGAACAGAGAAGAAAAGUAAUCAAGAAAUGUCAUUUUUAAAGGAAGCUCAAAAUAUUCUAAGUUCAAACAUAUAAGAAAUCCUAUGGAUGCUCUGGUAUAAAGUCAGGGCUGGGGACGUCCCUGGUGGCGGAGUGGUUAAGAAUCCGCCUGCCAAUGCAGGGACACGGGUUCGAGCCCUAGUCCCGGAAGAUCCCCCAUGUCGCAGAGUAACUAAGCCCGUGCGCCACAACUACUGAGCCUGCGCUCUAGAGCCCGCGAGCCACAAUUACUGAGCCCGCGUGCCACAACUACUGUAGCCCGCGGGCCUAGAGCCCGUGCUCUGCAACGAGAGAAGCCACCGCGAUGAGAAGCCUGUGCACCACAAUGAAGGGCGGCCCCCGCUCGCCGCAACUAGAGAAAGCCUGUGUGCGGCAACGAAGACGCAACGCUGCCAAAAAUAAAAUGUAAAUAAAUAAAUAAUAAAAUAAAGUCAGGGCUGGGGGAGGCGAUGGAAAAUGAACUUCAGUACUUAUUUCUAGAAAUAGAAUGCAGCACCAGAGUGUGUGCUGGUGGGAGGGAAGGGCAAGCUGACAGAGGAGCAGCUCGAGCUGCCAACCUCCAGAUAGCAGCAGCAGUGCAGGUCCAUGACACAGGCCUCCUCUUAAUCCGACUGAUAACAAAAUCCACUCAAAGGUGCGUGGCUGAGGGACAGAAAGCUGUUAUCCUGGGAGCUAAACCACCAGAGCUGGAAGGACUCUCAGGGCCCUCUGGCUUAACCUGUUGUUUACAGAAGAGGAAACCAAGGCCCAGGGACGUGAGGCAUCAACUAACCAACUAGUACCCAGGGACAAGUCACCAAUCUAACCACUUGGCCCAUUCCUCCCCAAACACUGAAGUCUCAUUCCCUGUGAGAAUUUAUCUGAGAACCUUCGAAAGCCCUAAAACAAAUUUUUGCGUAUCAGAGGAGUAGACAUUAAAGGCAAUGAGGACAGUGAGCCAUGUUUUAUCCAGAAAGCCUCCCUGACUACUCCAGCUGUCAUUCUCAUUGAUGUCCAUCUGUUUUAAGAUUAUGAUCGCCCACACAAUUUAAUACUUUAUAUAUAUAAUGUGUUGCUGCCUGGCUUCCCAAUGAGAUAAAAAUUUUCCUGGUAUAGGGACCGUAUCUUUCACAGCUGUUUCCCACAGCAUCCCUAGUUAUGCUGAGCACACAGUCGACAGUUCAACAAAUAUGUGCUUGACUGAUGCUUUCCAGGCAUAACAGACUAAAAUAAAACCCUGAAAAGCUAGAACCCAAAAGAGGGUCAGCAAAACAUCUUUAGCAAUGUUCCACAGGACAGCUGUGUUAACAUUCUAUGAAAGCAGUGGCAAUGCUGUGCUCUUUUGAGCCACUGUUUGAGAUUUUAAAU
Physeter macrocephalus (sperm whale) is the source of this 5161-nucleotide messenger RNA. RefSeq names its product proteasome activator complex subunit 2-like. Gene Ontology annotation, molecular function: endopeptidase activator activity. Gene Ontology annotation, cellular component: proteasome activator complex; nucleoplasm; cytoplasm. The record is from RefSeq and is a predicted model, not a curated record. Lineage: Eukaryota; Metazoa; Chordata; Mammalia; Artiodactyla; Physeteridae. Gene Ontology annotation, biological process: regulation of proteasomal protein catabolic process; positive regulation of endopeptidase activity; regulation of G1/S transition of mitotic cell cycle.